Molecule: messenger RNA, 1437 nt
Organism: Penicillium waksmanii
Lineage: Eukaryota; Fungi; Ascomycota; Eurotiomycetes; Eurotiales; Aspergillaceae
Exons: 3
Coding region: 1-1437 (478 amino acids)
Source: RefSeq, a predicted model, not a curated record
AUGUCGCAAUUUCCGACUCUCCCCCGCGAAAGCACUCUCGCGUCCCUCCCGGCCGAAUACCCAACAGACGCACAAGACCAGAUCUCGCAGAUCCUCAGCACAGCUUCCAUAAACCGUCUUGUUGUUCUAGACGACGAUCCAACCGGUACCCAGACUUGCCAUGACAUCAAUGUCCUCACGGUCUGGGAUAUUGCAACAUUGACCGCCGAAUUGCGUACCGAUUCCCGAGGCUUCUUCAUCCUAACCAAUUCGCGCGCCCUCCCUCCAACAGAAGCAGAGACCCUCAUUCGAAACAUAUGCGAGAAUGUAUCGUCGGCCGCAAAUGCUACGGGCAAUAAAGUUGACAUCGUGCUGCGAGGCGAUAGUACAUUGCGCGGACACUUCCCACUAGAACCGGACGUUGCGCAGUCGGUAUUCGGAGCUGCCGGUGCAUUGGUCCUGGCUCCGUUCUUUUUCCAGGGCGGUCGUUAUACAAUCGACGAUGUGCAUUAUGUUGCUGAGGGUGAUAACCUCGUUCCUGCGGGGGCGACGCAAUUCGCAAAGGAUGCGACGUUCGGAUACAAGUCCUCUAAUCUGCGGGACUAUGUGCUUGAGAAAGCGCCUGGUCGGUACUCGGCCGAUCAAUUGUACUCUGUUACCAUUGAUGAGAUUCGAAAAGGUGGACCUGAAAUAGUUUGUCAGAAAUUGCUUGCUGCACCGGCUGGUGGCGUAGUGAUUGUUAAUGCGGCAGCGGAAUCGGAUAUGCACGUUUUUGUUGCCGGGUUACUGCUGGCCGAGUCGCAGGGCAAACAUUUCCUCUACCGUACCGGUGCAGCGUUCGUCUCGACUCGACUCGGUAUCCGAUCGAAAGCCCCGAUCUCCGCGAUUGAACUCGGUCUCCCCUCUCCCAGACAGGCAGGUGGACUUAUUGUGGCUGGGUCCUAUGUUCCUAAAACAACGGCACAAUUAAAGGUUCUGACCGACCGUCGAGGCACGACGGGUCAGCUUGCAAUUAUUGAGAUCAAGGUGGAGGAGCUUAUCGCUUCGCCAGAGACCGCUUCAAAGACCAUCGCACAGAUCGUCAAAGAGACAGAGGACUACCUGAAGGCCGGCAAAGACACACUGGUCAUGACAAGUCGAAAGCUCAUCACGGGCGACGACGAGAUAUCCUCCUUGAAGAUUGGGUCUGCAGUUGCGGAAGCUUUGGUCAGCGUUCUGCAAAGGAUUGAGGUUCGGCCGCGGUACAUCAUUGCCAAGGGAGGAAUCACUUCAUCAGACGCCGCUACCAAGGGCUUGAAUGCUAAACGCGCACUUAUUGUUGGCCAGGCAGCCCCUGGUGUCCCCCUUUGGCGAUGUGAUGAAGAAACAUCUCGUCAUCGCGGUGUGCCUUUCGUUGUCUUCCCUGGUAAUGUUGGUGGAGAGACGACAUUGAGCGACCUCGUUGAGGGGUGGAGUUAA